AUGGUGGCAGGCUGCACUCGUGGCUCAACGCACUCAACUUCGCGUUCCGGUCGAUCAGGACAUUCUCCACGAAAUUCAGCUCGAUUCGAGUUGGACUCGUCAAUGGCCAACUCGACCAACUGCGCCAAUCUCAAACAUGGCUACAAUAGCUCGGCCGAAGGCUAUAUUCCAGGCAAACUACCAUUACCCAACGACUUUUUUCCUGUCCCGCAGCUGAGUGCCAAGGAGAAUCGAUAUCUACUUGGACUUGCGAAGCAUGCGUGUAAAGAAGUCGUGUAUUAUUCAAGACAUCAGGAUGGGCCGAUGAAGUGGCUCCAUUUGUCAUCAAACGACGGUGUCGAUGUGUUUCAAGGUGUUGACAUUUCGGGAUCCAAUGAUGCGCAGCAAGAUGCGAAAGGACUUACGUACUUGAGAGGGUCGUGCAAGAUUCACGCGACAAUUGAUGAAAUUUCAGACUUUUUUAAGCUCGAUACACCCGAAAAAUUGUCAGGAUUUACUCAAACUGUUGGCCGAGACUUGCUCGACCAAAAGACAUUAUUAACUCUUGCAACACCAACAUUAGAUAAUCCGAAGCAUUACGUCGCAGUCAAGUGGACGGCAGUCGAAUCGCCAAGUAAACUCGCACGCAGUCGUGACUUUUGCUACAUUGAGUGUCACGACGAGUUUAUUGACGCUAAUACUAAGCGACGAGGUUGGGUACGAAGCAUGCACUCGAUUCGACUGCCAUUCUGUCCUCCCUUGACUCGAAGUCACAAUCUAGUUCGUGGUAGUUUCUAUCGGUCUGGAUAUAUAUUUACUGAGUCUGCUGAUAAGGGAUAUGUGGAUGCUGUCCAUACAUUGCAUGUGGAUAUCAAAGGCAAUGCCCCAAAUUGGUUAAAAAUCUUAACCAUGAAGCGUCGUAUUACGAAUAUUGCCUACGUAAACCAUUACUUUCAGCGCCAACGAUUGGCCCAGGAAACGUUAUUAGGUGAAAAGGAUUUGCCAGCAAAAGAACUCGUGACUCGGUGUCAAUUGUGUGAUAUACGCUUUGGUUUAUUUCAUCGACGUCGGCUCUGCCGUAAAUGCGGCAAAGUGGUGUGUAAUUCGUGUGGUACUGUGGUUUUGCUUGAUCCAGAGUCUGUUGGUCCGACAAAAGUGCGAAUUUGCGUCGAAUGUUCGGAAUUUGGGAAAAGUGUACCCAUGAUGGAUCAAUCGGUUAUAGUGGUGAAUGGAACCAAGCAAAAAAAUCUUGGUGUCAGUCAAUCAAUGAUUUACCUUGAAAAUCGACCGCAUUGGAUUGAUGAGCACGAGUUUCUUCUUGUCGAUGAGGAUGCCAAUGAAUUGGCGGAUGUUGAAGCGGCAAAGCGUACAAAUCUGAAGUUUGAAGAUCUAUUGAAGGAAGCAAGGGAGAACGCAGAAGUCAAGCCAGAAUUAAGAAACUUUAACUUGAAGACAAUGGCUUCAUUUGAAAUGAAAGGUGCUUUUGAUGAGGCUGAAAGUCCAAGCUUAAGUACCAAUGACUUAACGUUAUGGAAAGAUCCAGUGGAUGCGAAAAGGGAGGAAGUCGACAAGACCAACAUGCUAUUGGAAUGUGAAAUGGAACAUCAAUCGGAAAUGAAUAUUCCGCCAUCGAGACCUCGUGUUUAUGGAUUUGUAGGGAGCGGACCAGAAGAAUCUCUUCAGUGGGGCUCGAAACGGAUGCAUACUCGAUUUGAACGUGACAUCGUGACCAGAAUCCAUUCAAAUGAUGAUGUGACGAAACCCGACUUGUCGAAAGACCGAUCUCGCUCUCGAUCUCGAAGUACUGCCGAGUCAAGGUGCGUAUCUCCUAGUCAUCAUGGUAAAACCGGAAGCCGCAGUCGACACAAUAGCGUAGAAGAGGAACGAGGGAGCGUUACUUACCAGACACGCCGUCGACUUACAAAUAUUUCUACACAGCGUCGGUAUGCCGAUACGACAACAGCCCUUGACAGGAAGAUACCAAGAUAUCGGGCAUCGGAUAGUAGUAAUGGAACUGGCGUACCAGCACACCAUCAACCAGCCGAAUUAAAGCUCGAAUCUCCAACUUUAUUGAUGAAUAACUCGAACCGCGGUGGGCAAGAUCAACGGAACGAUGAUUUUCAUGAUCCAGAAAAUGAAGCGUUUCGGUUAGCAAUGUCCGCUAUGCGAUUAUAUGAAGAAGAACGCGGUCCAAAUCUGCACGUGGCCGAGGAAACACGUCAAGUGGCACUUGUCAAGAUGAUGAAAGUCUAUGCACGAGAAAUCAAGCGUUGCCAGAGUGUCAGCAUGAAAUUGUACAGUCGAGAUACCAUUUCCGAUACACGACAAGUGAAACAUGAGAUUAAAAAUUCCAGACGAAUGAGACGAACAUUCGACGAUGAUCGGCCUCCAUAUGAUGUUUUGCCAUUGCAGAUAUCUCGUCAAGAUCAGCGACAAGUGACGACGAACAAUCUUAGCUGUCGCAAGGAUUCGAUCGCUUCGAUGCUUUCCACAAAGAAAACAUCUGAAGAAGUUUACGAGUAUCGAGAUCUUUCGGAUCUCUCAAUUAGUGCUUUCCAGGCUUUUCAAAGAAGCUCUCGUGGAUCAAAACCGGCGUUACAAGUAUCAGUUGAGAACAAUGACGUAUACUAUCAACACGAAGAAGUAUCACCAACAUCAGUGCAUUUUCAGCAGGGAUCAACUAAUUUUGCACAUGUGCAGACCAAGUCCGACGCGUCUGCACAUCCAAGAAACAACAGCAUGAACAGUAGUGACAUUGUUGACAGAUUGUUGCGGCCAAACUCAAUGUUUGGAUUAGCUGAUGAAGACACUUUUAGUGACAUGGACUUGAAGGACCUUCCUCAUUUAAUGUGCAAGGACGAUAAUCGUGUUCAAACAGUCAAUUCAUUUGCAGACUUGCAACAUUGGACGAAAGAAAGCUUUUCUGAAAAUGGUGGACUUGAAUACGUGGAGGAACCUCGAAUUAGCGACUUACUAUCACCCCUUUAUUUAGACGAUGUGCAACACGUCGAAGAUGACGAUAGUGAAAGCCAGUCUUCAACAUCGUCGUCUCAAAUUGACUGGCAAGCCACAAUCUCGGAAAAAGUGCCAUUAGGACAUCAUAGGGCUGCUGCGAUUCCCCACCAGAACGAAGCUAUCAGCUCGCUCAUAGAAAAAAAUAACUUCUCGGAGAGCAUGGUGACGCAAAAUGAAGUUCCUAAUUAUCAUCGUCAGUAUUCCCAGCUUCCAUCACUCCCAAAUCUCUUGUCUGAGUAUUGUGAGAGUGAUCGCUCUUCACUCCCGUCUUAUCUUGAAUUUGGAGGUUCACAAUCCGAGCUGGAGCCAGAAUAUCUUGAAGCGAUUGCAAAAGCUAGCAGCGAGAUUGUAUCCUCGAUGGAAGAGGAAAGGCGACGAAGAGAAUCAAGUAUUCCAUCUGAGCUGGAAUCGAUGAUGUCACGUGAAUUAUGCACGUAA
Plasmopara halstedii is the source of this 3432-nucleotide messenger RNA. RefSeq lists its product as hypothetical. Gene Ontology annotation, molecular function: lipid binding; metal ion binding. The coding region runs from base 1 to 3432 and encodes 1143 amino acids. NCBI's taxonomy places the organism in Eukaryota, Oomycota, Peronosporomycetes, Peronosporales, Peronosporaceae. The transcript has a single exon. The record is from RefSeq and is a predicted model, not a curated record.